This is a messenger RNA of Phytophthora infestans T30-4, 666 nucleotides long. RefSeq lists its product as uncharacterized. The coding region runs from base 1 to 666 and encodes 221 amino acids. NCBI's taxonomy places the organism in Eukaryota, Oomycota, Peronosporomycetes, Peronosporales, Peronosporaceae. The record is from RefSeq and is a predicted model, not a curated record. The transcript is spliced from 2 exons.
AUGAGUAGCUCAAAUGAAGACGAUGGAGACUACGUCCCCGAAGUCGAUGAGGAAGAGGAGGACGACGUCAUCGAAGCAGACGACGCUGCAGACAAGCAGCGAAGCGCCACGACUGACGCGCAUCUGGACACACUCUGGGACGACAUUAACGCGUCCACUGCCGUGUCCAAGACUGCAGCAGACAAGACUACAAAUCUACUGAGUGGGUUGACCAGGAAGACGAAGCGUGCAGCCGAUAAGAAGAAGAAGAAGCGAAAGUUGCGCGAGUUCUCCGUCCCCAUUCUCAGUGUGGACGUUAAGAAGUCGAGAAAAGACUUGACAGAGUUUGCCGCAUCCCAACAAAAGGUGGAACGAGUGGUCAAAUUCGCUGGUCAAAAGUACAGCGUCUCCACGACUGCCAGUGCUGCUAAUACGGAGAAGAAAGGGCUGGAUAAGGUGCUGGAGUCGCUCGAUGAGCCGAAAAAGGUGUCGACGAUGGAGAAAUCGUCGCUCGACUGGGACAAAUUUAAGGAGAAGGAAGGCAUCGAGGACGAGCUCACGCAUUACACCAAAGAUGGCUACAUUGAGAAGCAGGAGUUCUUGCAGCGACUGGAUCUCAAGCGCUUCGAGAUCGAGAAAGCUGAACGUGACAAGCAACGCAAACUGCAGCAACAGCAAUCGAAAUAG